AUGGAAUCUGAAAAAACAAAGAUGGAGAAUGAAAAUUUGUGGAUGAUCCCUGAUUCUGAGAGUUAUUCAGUGGACUCACACACAGAAAAAGGUAGAACAUCGAUAUCUAAAGUACAUCUGAUACAGGUUGAUGAAAGAGAAAAACCAAGAAUUAAGAGAUAUAUGAUGGACUCUGAUUCUGAACCAAGUGAGACAGACUCAGAUUCAGAAAGAUGUGAGUUAGCCUCAGCAGCUGUGAAAUAUUUCAUGGAUACAAAAACAUUUCACGAGAGCAGUACUAGCAACCAGUUCCCAAAGGAUUCAUGGUCUGAAAGUAGAACAAUAAACUCAGACUCUGAAAGCCCUGUGAUGUCUCCUGAUUCUAUGAAAUACAUGAAGAAAGCUGAAACAUGCAAAAGUACCUGUAAUUUGGAAAGACUCAAGGUGGCUCACAAGACUGAGUCUCUACAGGACUGGUUAGAUGCUAAAAGAAAACAAUUAGAAUCUGAUAAUGCUGGAUACUGGGAUAGCUCCGGAAAAUAUCAGUUUAAGUCUAUAGUGCCUCAACAGAGUUUUGGAAAGUGUCAGGGUGACCUUCAAAAGUUUCAGCGUAUAACUGAAAAAAAUGAAGUAGGCUCCAGUUCUGAUAAACAUCAGACACAAUUUGGAUACGAAAGAGAUCAAAAUGAACCUGAAAGUAAAAGACAACUCAUCAAGACAGAGAAGGGAUUAGACAAUGAGGGGUUUCAAAUGGACGAGGAAAGAGAAGGAUAUCUCGUGGAGUCUGACAGUCGUGAUUCAGAAAAUGAGGCACACCUUCUAGAAGCACACCGGCUUGGUGCUCGUAGAAAGGAGAAUCGUCCUCCAGGGUUUUGGAGGCCCAUUACCCUGCCUCCUAAGCUUGCGCAGGAAAAGAAAACUGAAGAGCAAAAGUCUGUUAAGCAAAAAGAUAACAGAGUUUCUAGAAUUCAGCUAACAAGAUACAAGAGUGAAGACAAAAAUGUGAGAUUCACAGAGCCAUCUUCAAGUCUCAGUGACAAGGAACUCUCACAAGAAAAGUUAAAGGAAAAGCACAGCUAUAGCUUUUCUCCAGAUUCUCACACAUUCACAGAUGAAAAGCAUCACAGAAAAGCUAGCCGAAAAACAUCUGUCUAUAAGCGCCAUUGCAAAGAAUAUAGAUAUUCCCAUAGUUGUGAAAGUUUGAAGUAUCAAACCAGUCCCAUUCCUCUAAGUUUUGAGACUUGCACCUCUAAUGUAUCAUCAUUUGUUGGCAGCCCAACUUCUAAAAGUCCUAAGUCUGUCACAAGAAAGAAGACCCGAAGAAGUAUUACAUACUCCCCAGAAUUGGGACCUCAGAAAUGUACUAGAUGUUUUAUGGAAAUCAGUAACACUUCUUUUCAUAAAUGCCUCAAGAAUUCUGAUGAUUCUGACUCUGACUCUCCAUCGCAUGGCCAGAUUUCCUCACAUUCUAAAUAUUCUCUGCGCUCUAAAACUAUCAGACACGUCAAGACUUCUCGAAAUCGCCCUUUAUCUCAAUCCCUGGAUCCUCAGCAAUCUGUGGUCAGCCGCUGCUCUCUGCACAGGGAAGAUUCUAAAUAUUCUAUAGAUUCCACUUCUUAUUUACAUUGUGAAAGUUGUUCAGCUCUCCAAAACCUUAAGGGCUCUUCAGUUACACACACCAUUUCUAAGAACACUAAGAAAAUCAUGGGCCAACAUAGUACCCAUGGCGACAUAAUGUCAGCACCUGUGAGUUUGUCUCAGAGUGAAAGCAAGUUCAACCUUACUGCCCAAACUCAAAAUAAGGAUACUCCUGAUGACAGUGAUACUAUAUUUAUCAGUGCUAGAAAUAUCAAAACUGAGGCUAAUGUUGAAGAUAAACUUCUUUCCAAAGAUGAGACAGACCAUGAAGAUGAGACAAAUACUGAAGAUGAAACAGAUGGUGAAGAUGAAACAGAUACAGAAGAUGAAGAUGAUACCAAAGAUAAGAAAGAUCCUAAAGACAAAUCUGACCCUGAUGGCAGUGAUCCCAAAGAUGGCAACUCUGAAAAUAAUACUGAUAGCAACAAUGGGUCUCAACCUAGUGGUUCUUCUGGACCUAUGGGUGGACCUGAUUCGAGCAAUGAUGGUGACUCUAAAAAUGUAACUGAUCACAAGAGUGAAUCUGACCCUACCAUUGAUAAUGCUACCAACAGUGAUGUUAACUUGAAAUAUAGCACUGAUGCGAAAUGUACCAACAAUUUAAACAAUGCUUCAGAUCUGGCAGAAUAUUUCAAAUAUCAAAAUAAUGCUGACAUCAAGGGUAGCACAAACCCAGCCUCUGGAAACAAAAUCAGAACUGUAGUGGACUAUAUUUCUGGUGUUGACAAUCAGGACACUGGCCCUAGAAAUGUUAUAAAAGGAAAUAUUGCUUAUGCUGAGAAUAUUAGAUUGCUUUCCAACAAUCAUCAAAAUAAUUUCAUUAAAAAUGGGAGUGACCCAAGCAGCAACCCAAGCCCCCCAAACAGUUACAGGAUUCCAAAAGACCUUGACUCUAAUUCUAAUAUCAAUCCCAGUAAUGCUACUAACAAUAUUGUUAACCGUAACUAUGGCACAAAACCCAUGAGCACUGCUGUUUACAAACAGAUGACUGCCCUAAACUAUUACUCAGACAUUAAUAAUGUCACAGGGUUUACAUAUAAAAUAAGGUCAAGUUUUGUAGUCAAUUCAAACUAUUUUGACAGAAAGAAAUAUGGUGCUAGACCCAGCUUUGUACUUCACACUAUUGAUGCUGUUGAUACUCAUAAUGUUACCAUCUGUACUAGUGCUAUUAACUAUGAGUUUACUGCUAAAAAAGCCUCUGCCCUAGACACUAAACAUUUUCCUAGAUUCAUUCUUUUUAAGAGUUUCAAUGUUAUCAUCAGCCCAAAGUAUAAUGCUAAAAAUAUUCAGAAUGCUAAUAAUUCUACCAGUAUCAGCAAUAUUAACAAUCUACCUGCCACUGAAUUAGAAAUAAAUUCCAUAUUACCUGUUUUUAAAUUCACAUAUGGAAAUAUCCCAGAUUUUAUUGCUGGGACAAACUAUCCUGAUUUUUUGUUAACCUCAGAAUUUUAUGAAGCCCUUGAGCUUGGUAGAGCUUAUAAAAUUUUUGAUACCCAAAAUAUUGGUGCUCCAUUCCAAGAUUCUGCUGGAUACAUGGACUCUGAUAAUUCUACAUAUGCCACUGGGUCCAUAGAUGCCCUUGAUGCCAAAGAAUCUGGCUUUUUAAAAGAUAUUUCUAGGAUCCAGACUACAAUUGGCAUCAAGGAUCCUUCUUCCCCUUUCAAGGUUCUUUCCAAACAAAAUAUUACACUCCCUAGUUUCGAUGUUAUAGUGGAAGCUGAACUGCCAGAUAUUGUGAAGUUUACUGUAUCAUCAGGUGCUGUGAAUCAAUUAUUUGAGCUCAGACUCCAAACAGGUAGCAGACAAAUGUUCACCUUUGAUUAA
Molecule: messenger RNA, 3441 nt
Organism: Apodemus sylvaticus (European woodmouse)
Lineage: Eukaryota; Metazoa; Chordata; Mammalia; Rodentia; Muridae
Exons: 4
Coding region: 1-3441 (1146 amino acids)
Source: RefSeq, a predicted model, not a curated record